This is a messenger RNA of Dromaius novaehollandiae (emu), 2623 nucleotides long. It is a transcript of the gene MEPE, whose product is annotated as matrix extracellular phosphoglycoprotein. The record is from RefSeq and is a predicted model, not a curated record. Gene Ontology annotation, molecular function: extracellular matrix protein binding. Lineage: Eukaryota; Metazoa; Chordata; Aves; Casuariiformes; Dromaiidae. The transcript has 5 exons. Gene Ontology annotation, cellular component: extracellular matrix. Bases 169 to 2205 code for a protein of 678 amino acids. Gene Ontology annotation, biological process: biomineral tissue development.
GGAAACGGGACUUGUUGCUCAACGUAACUGUUAGUUGGCACCUGCCAUUUUUUAGCGCUGCCCAAAACAACGUAUAGGAAAGCCAGGAUCCGCGAACGUUUCUUGAUUUAGAGACCGAGAACAAGAGCGAAGCUUGUGCUACGUGCGUCACCCCAGGAACCGCCAGAGAUGCUCGUCGCCCUCUUAUGCGCCUGUCUCGCAAGCGCCGCCCUCUCGACGCCCGUGCUGCUGCCGCUCUCCGGGAAAGCCGGCGAGAACUGCGGGGGCCAGCACCGGAUACUGCUGAAAGGCUGCAAUGUCAAGCACGGGUUUUACGUCUUUAAAUACGUGUACUCAUUUUCGGCGCGGCGAAACCAGACCCAGGUGAAGAAGGAAGAGGCCGUCGCUCAGACCAACGUCUCGCGUCCCCAGCCCAGCGAGGGGGAGGCGCUGAGGGGGCUGGCGGAGGGCGGCGCGGCCGGCGGGAGAGGGGACGACGGCAGCUCCCCGCCGGAGCACGCCGGGCCGGAGAACGGCAGCGCCGAGGAGGGCGGGCGGCCGCCCAGCACCGCGGGCAGUGCCGGCAGCGGGGAGGCCCGUCGGCCUGACCCCGGGGCCGGCACAGGCGACGGUGACGGCGGCGGCGGCGGCGGCGACGCUAGCCCAGCUCCGGGCGCCGAGGGCAGCGGCGACCCCGAUUUCCUGGACGGGCUGGAAAGUGGCGUUUCGGUCCUGCCCCAACGCCCGGUCACGGCCCCGCGGGAGCACGAGGCCACCGGGGAAGGUGCCGACGGGGCCGGGUUGGAGGCAGCCGGCCUCGGGGAGCCGGAGGCAGCCGGGGAGAGGAACGGCUCCCGCGCUGGAGAGGCGGCCGGCGACAGCCACGAGGACGAGCGGGCCCCGGAGGUGGUGACGGCAGGACAGCGGCCGGCUGCCGGGCCGGCGGAGGCCGCCGCCGCGGGGGCCGAGGCGGAGGGCAGCGGUGACGCCGGUGUGCCGGGCGCUGCCCGAGGCGGGGACCGCGGCCCGGCCACCGUGGGAGACGCCACCUUCACGUCCGUCACCGAAAACGCUGAGGACGUGGAAGUCGACGCGGCCGGCGUGGACGAAUACACCUACAUCCCGGACGCCGGCGCGGCCGCCGUUACCCGCGGGGCGACCCGGGCGGGGAGGGCGGGUCUCACCCAGACCCCUGCCGAGGCGGACGACGAAGUCAACGUCUUAAUCGGGAAGGCCAACAUCCACGUCGGGGAGCGCGGGAUCGCCUCGGCGCGCCCAGGCGACGGCGGCCGCGACGCCCUCCCCGCCACGGCGGGGCACGGCGGCCGCCCCACCGCCCCCAGCACCGCCGCGGCGCGCGACGGAGGCCAGCGCGUCCCCGCGAGCCGGCGCGAUGGCGGCGGGGCCCAGGGAGCAGCCACCGCGGUGGACCCCGGCGACGGGGACAGGGACAGGGACGGGGACGGGGACGGGCCGGCGGCCGCCACGGUGCGGCGGGAGGGCAACGGCGACGACAGCAGCGCCACGACGGUGCCGCGGCAGGCCCAGGGCGACUGCACCACGGCCGGCGGGGCGGCAGCCGGCCGGCCCGGGCCAGGCGGGAGCAGCCGAGCCGGGCCGCGACCCACCGGGCCGCGGGGCCGGCAGGAGGGCGCCGGGCUCCCCAAAUCCCCGCGGCGGGGAGACGAAGGCGGCGCUAGCCGUGGCAGAGCCGGUGACGGCGGGGGGACGCCGGCGGCCGGACAAGCCCGGCUGGCGGAGGCCGGCGGGGCCUCCCGCGGCGGCGGCGGCGGCGAGCCGGCCCAUCCCCAUCCCCGUCCCCGUCCCCGUCCCCUCAGCGGCGGGGCGGCCGGACGCGGGACAGCUCGCGGCCACGGCGUGGUGCCCGCCGCCCGCCGCGGUAGCAGCGUCGGCGAGGCGGGGGGCGGCGGGGGGAGGCCGGGCGGCGGCGGCGGCGGCGUUGGCGGCGUCGCCCGGGUGUACGAGGCCUACGGCCGCAGGCAGCAGGUAGACCAGGUGCGGCGGGCCCACGAGCUCCGCGUGCGGGAGCGCUCCGUCGACGCCUACGGCCGGGCCGCCCGCCCCGCCGCCCCGGGGGGGGCCCGCCGCCCCCACGGCCCCCGGGGCGGCCCCGACGACAGCAGCCAGUCGUGGGAGCCGGAGCGGGGCAGCCGCAGCGACAGCCGCCAAGAGGGCGACGGCUCCUGGGGCCGGGGGGGCCGCUGAGGCCGGCCUCGGCGCCGGGUUUCGACCCUCCGCGUCGCAUCCGUCCCGCCAUGCCGCGAAUUUGGGGGGGGCAGGGGAGGAAGAUAGCCGGUGUCGCGGGGUGGCCCCCGGCGCCGUGCUCGCCCCAGCCCCACCACGACCCAGCCUCUCCAUUCCCCUUGCUCCCGCGGCCGCCCUCGCCCUCCACGUCCCCCCCCUCCCGGGUGUUAUUCCUCGCUCCUGAGCCCGGCCGAGCGUCUCCCCCAUCCAUCACCUUUGGCACAAGCCGCCCCUCCAGCCAGCGCCGGUGCUGCAGCUCCCCGGCCCUUUUCCCCCUCCACCGGCCGUAUUCAAGCUUGGGGUGUGCUCGAACGCGCUGGGCCGGCGCCGCCCGCGGCAUUGCGGCCGUGCCCGAAAGUAAACGCUGUUUGUACGAUUA